This is a messenger RNA of Limulus polyphemus (Atlantic horseshoe crab), 7696 nucleotides long. RefSeq names its product ATP-binding cassette sub-family D member 1-like (gene ABCD). Gene Ontology annotation, biological process: very long-chain fatty acid catabolic process; peroxisome organization; long-chain fatty acid import into peroxisome. Gene Ontology annotation, cellular component: peroxisomal membrane. The record is from RefSeq and is a predicted model, not a curated record. The transcript has 10 exons. Gene Ontology annotation, molecular function: long-chain fatty acid transmembrane transporter activity; ATP binding; ABC-type transporter activity. The coding region runs from base 654 to 3053 and encodes 799 amino acids. NCBI's taxonomy places the organism in Eukaryota, Metazoa, Arthropoda, Merostomata, Xiphosura, Limulidae.
UCGUAACUGUUAGUAGGACGUGAUACAGGUGCAUCUUGUGAUGUGUAACUGUAUAACGUACAGGUCGCUGUUAGUAGAAGUAUGAUGAUGGGAUACACCAAAGCACUAAACAUCUGUGGAUGUAUACUUUGAACUUUCUGACAAUAUCUUUGACUGUCGGCAAUAGCUUCAUUCGUAUUACUAUUAGGAACUUGUUCUCGAACUUCGAAGUUGCUUAUUUACCUUUUUAUUCAGUAACUGAAGCGCGUGAGAGAUAUAAAUACCUUUCCUGUAGUCCUUCAUUACGAAGCAUGGGGCGUUACGGUAAAAUCCGCGAUACUUUAAGCAGAAGUUUCCGAAUGCAGCAAAAUAUAUUCUGUGUGAAUCGAAGGUAAAGAAAAGUAGAAAGUUAUAAGUGUGGGGUAAUGGCACUGUUACUAUAAUUUGUUUAUAGUUAUAACCAUAAGCUUAACAUUUGAAGUGUUUUAUUUUGAACCUUAAUAUUAAAUUAUCCAUAAUUAAAUGAAAAUACGUUUUGUAUCCGCAUAAAUUUGGAGACCUGACAAUCUGUGAAAUUUCUGCUAUCGGAAGUUAUGUAAUUGUAAUACAGUAGUAUUAUAAAAUAUAAAUUUCACUUUCUGAGCAAUAUAACAUCUCACCAUACAACAUUAGUCAUGGUGAAUUCGAUGUCCAAGUUAAUACAUCGUACAGCAGAGAAGGCAAAUGUACCCCCAGAAGUUAUCACAAGAGGAAUGACUGUAGCUAUUUUAGCAGUCUACGCCUUAAGAAUUGGAUAUCCAAUUUUAUGUAGUUCAUUGACUAUAGUUGGGAAUAAAGCUAGAGAAGCACAAGAAAAAAUUUCUAGCACAAGUCCAAUUAGAUCCUUGGAAAGAAAUCAGUUGUUAACUGAUGAGGAUGUUGAACAACCACUUAAAACAUUUGAGAAAAAGUCAAGAAAGGAUAGUAAAUCGUUGACAAUACAAGAGCUUACAGAUGGCUUGACGAAACAGAAGUUACAUUUGUCACCAGCAUUUAACAAGCAGUUUUUGCUACAGCUUGUAAAGCUAAUCAGGAUUAUGAUCCCUAAAGUACAUUCAGUUGAGAUGGGUCUUCUUGGCUUACAUACUCUGUCUUUGGUAACAAGAUCAUUUUUGUCAAUCUAUGUUGCAAGGCUAGAAGGUCAUGUCGUUAAAAAUAUAGUUAGGAAAGAUAUCAUGAAAUUUGCUUUGCAACUUUCCAAGUGGCUUCUAGUGGCAAUACCAGCUACUUUUAUCAAUAGUCUUAUACGGUUUUUGGAAAGUCAGCUAGCAUUAGCAUUCCGUACUCGUUUGGUUCGUCAUGCCUAUGAUCUGUAUUUUAAAAACCAGACUUACUAUAGAGUAAGUAAUUUAGAUGGCCGCUUAGAAAAUGCAGACCAUUGCCUGACUGAUGAUAUUACAACAUUUUCUCAGUCUGUUGCUCACUUGUAUUCCCAUAUCACUAAGCCAUUUUUAGAUGUUGUGAUUAUUAAUUUCACAUUACUUAAAAUGGCUAGAAGUAUGGGAUCUUUUAGUGUAGCUGGAAAUGUUUUAGGAGGAGCAAUGGUCUCUUUAACAGGACACAUCCUUAGGAAGCUCUCACCAAAGUUUGGAAAACUUGUAGCCGAAGAAGAGAAACGAAAAGGAUAUUUAAGAUUCAUUCACUCUCGACUCAUUGCUAAUUCUGAAGAAAUAGCUUUCUAUGGAGGACAUGAGGUUGAACUAACAAUGCUACAGAGAAGCUAUAGGUCUCUUGCCAGACAGAUGAAUCUAAUUUUCAACAAACGUCUUUACUAUGUCAUGCUUGAGCAGUUCCUCAUGAAGUACUGUUGGAGUGCUGUGGGAAUGAUUAUCAUUUCUCUUCCAGUUUUGACUGGAAAACAACAGACAGAAAAUGGUGAUGGAGACAAAGAUGAUGGAGUCAGUACAAGGACACAAUACAUGACAACUGCUAAAAACAUCUUGAUUGCUGGAGCAGAUGCUGUAGAGAGACUUAUGUCCUCCUAUAAAGAGGUCACCGAGUUAGCAGGAUACACAUCUCGAGUAUCUAAGAUGUUUACGGUGUUUGAAGAUGUUAGUCAAGGCAAAUACCAAAGAACCCUUGCAACAUUGAAUACAAGAGAGAGUAAAAAGUCUUUCAAAGUACAAGGACUUACUUUUAUAAAUGGCAUGCCAGAAAUCAAAGGAACAGUUAUUGAAAGAGAGGAUGGUAUCCUGAAACUGGAACAUGUGCCUAUCAUCACUCCUAAUUGUGAUGUUGUAGUUCCAGACUUAUCAUUUACUAUGACCAAAGGGAUGCACCUGUUAAUCACUGGACCAAAUGGAUGUGGGAAAAGUUCCUUAUUCAGAAUAUUGCGUGGACUUUGGCCAACAUAUGCUGGCCGUUUAGUAAGACCACCAACAGGACAGAUGUUCUAUAUUCCUCAGAGACCUUACAUGUCACUGGGAACUCUGAGAGACCAAGUUAUUUACCCUGAUACAGUGAAGGAUAUGAAGAAGAAAGGUCUGACAGAUAAAGAUUUGGCAAGUAUCUUGGCCAUUGUCAACCUUCAGUCAAUUAUCACCAGAGAAGGAGGCUGGGAUGCUAUUGGAGAUUGGAAGGAUAUUUUGUCAGGUGGUGAGAAACAAAGAAUGGGAGUUGCAAGAUUGUUUUAUCACAGACCUCAAUUUGCUCUUCUUGAUGAAUGCACUAGUGCAGUGUCUAUUGAUGUUGAGAGCAAGAUGUAUCAGGCUAUAAAGGAUUUUGAUAUUUCUCUUUUGACCAUCACACAUCGUCCCUCUCUGUGGCAGUUUCAUACUCAUCUUCUACAGUUUGAUGGAGAAGGAAGUUGGCAUUUAGAGCCUCUUGACACUAAUACUCGCUUGUCUUUACGUGAAGAAAAAGAGAGGCUAGAAGCUCAAUUAACUGGAGUUCCGCAGAUGGAGGGAAGACUUCAAGAGCUCUGUACGCUUUUGGGAGAAGACUCUGUGGUUCUCCGGCGUCCCUCUGCUGAUGGAACAGAGGAUUCUCUCCAAGAGAAAACUCCAGUUGCUAACACAGAGCCCUUAUCUGACUAACAAUGCUAGAGGAAGUUAUUUAUUAUAACAUUACUUAACUUUUUGUGUAUUCAGAUAUCUUCUUCAGCAUGCAAAAUUUACUAUUAACUCAUUUUAGAUAUAGAAUAGGAAACUGUCUCAACGAACAGUGUGGAUUUGUGACAUUAACUUUCAACACUUGUUGUUUUAGUUGCCCACAUGAUACGAUGUCUGGAUAAUUUCAUUUUUUUUAAACUUGCAUGAUAUCAAAGUACAUUUUUCUGCAUAUACACUGACUGGACAGAUUUAUUUAAUUACAUGAGAUUUUCAGUAAAUUGUUGUUGUGCAGUUAGUGAUGCUUUUUGCUCAUUGUCAUGUGCUGUUUAUAGUUAAAUCACAAUUAAGGAAACUGGAUACUCUGAUUUUUUUUUUUUUUUAGGUUGGUGUUACCUAACUCAAUGCUAAAAGGAGUUUCCUUUUCUCAAUUAUGCUUGAGUUAUCAUGUUUUCUUGAAUUUUUAUUUCCUCCUUUUGUGUUUUUGAGCUUGAUGCAUACCCUGAAAAGUGUAGAUAAUUAUUAGACAGAAUCCUUGUGUUUCUAUCUUUAUAGUUUCACAAAGCUACAUUAUCAUACUUAUAGAAAAGCAGAGAUCCUGUUUAUUGUUCAUUAAGAACAUGUACAAGAAACAUUUUAAUUGUCUGAUGAAAGACAGCUAAAGUUGCAUAAAACUGUCAAAUAAUCAAUAUAUAAGUUUGUACAUACAGCUGUACUGUUUUUUUUCACUAUCUAAAAAUAACUACUUAUUUUAAAAAUGAACAUUCUCAUGACUCAUCGAUGAUAUUACAUCAAGACAAGCAUUUUGAAGUGGUUUUUUUCAGGACUGAUAAUUGUAUAAUUAUACAUAUAUGUAUAGAAAUACAAAACUCGAAACAAAUCAACAGAAAUUGCAAAUAGGCAAAAAAUUCAGGAGCAUGAACCAGAUAUGAACAAUAAAAUUAAAUUCACACGCUACAUCACAAAUAGAUAGAUAAGAAAAAGAAAACAUAAUGCUUAGAUUAUUUUCAUCAAUGCUGGUGUUUUCUGAUGUGACUUUUUAUUAAAAUACUAAAUUUUUUCAACAUUACUUCAUGUUUAAAUAAUGAAAGAGAAUGGAGAACAAUCGCAUAUUCAAGCAUUUCAUAUUGUCAUAUCAGGACAUUAGGAAUUGAUGUGUUUGAAAGAAAAUGAAGUUUGAUAAAAAGAAAAAGGAUAAUGACACUUAUGACAAGCAAUGUUAACAUCAGAAGGGAUGCAGGUAACUGGUUUGGAAUUCUACAGAUUCCAUCUUCGUUGUUGAUAGAUUAUAGAAAAUCCACAAUAAAAACUCAUUGCUGAUAGAUUAUAUAGUUCUAAACAAUUAGCUAACAAAGCACGUUAACACUUUUACAAGGUGUGUUAUUAUUUGGAUUUAAAAACUUGUUGGUACAGGAAUCUUUAGUGUUUUAAUAAUAUCAAUAGUAUAUUUUAAAGAAAUAUGUUUGAUAAUGUUAUUUAAAUGUUAUUUAUUCAAGCAUUUCAUAUUGUCAUAUCAGGACAUUAGGAAUUGAUGUGUUUGAAAGAAAAUGAAGUUUGAUAAAAAAAAAGAAAAAAGGAUAAUGACACUUAUGACAAACAAUGUUAACAUCAGAAGGGAUGCAGGUAAAUGGUUUGGAAUUCUACAGAUUCCAUCUUCAUUGAUGAUAGAUUAUAGAAAAUCCACAAUAAAAACUCAUUGCUGAUAGAUUAUAUAGUUCCAAACAAUUAGCUAACGAAGCACAUUAACACUUUUACAAGGUGUGUUAUUAUUUGGAUUUAAAAACUUGUUGCUACAGGAAUCUUUAGUGUUUUAAUAAUAUCAAUAGUAUAUUUUAAAGAAAUAUGUUUGAUAAUGUUAUUUAAAAGUGUUGGUUCAUGUACUGUAACAGUCUUAAUUGAUAAAUUUACUUGUUUAUCAUAGCAACAACUAAGUUCACUAAAUCCUUUUUAGUUCACUUGUUAUGGUUUUCACUAAAGGCACACAGAGUUCUGUAACUUUUUACACUUGUAAAGUACUGUUUUGUGCCUAAGGAUUACUUAUUUUUAAAAUUCUCAUGUCAGGCAGUUUUCUGUUGACAUGCAAAUGCUGUUUUUUUUGCUGAUCACUCGGCAAGUUAAUGUUGAUUUUAUGGACAGAGCAUGCAUCCUUAAUAUGUAAGGGAGGACUGAGUAUGGUCUUUCAAUUAGCAUGCCAGACUUUGUAUCGAGGGUCCAUAGUUUGUAUCCUUUUGUCACACAAUUUCAUUCCACAUUCUGAGACCAUGGAACAUUAUAAUACAACAGUAAAAUCUUAUUAUUUGAUUAGAGAAGCCCAAAAGUUGGUGAUGGGUGCUGUUGACUAGUUGUUUUCCUCUAGUCUCUUAGUUCAAAAUUAGGGAUGGCUAGUGCAGAUAACCCUUGUGUAGCUUUGCACAAAUAUCUAAAACAAACAAACACAAAAUAUAUAAGGGAAGGUUUUACAGUGUAGUAGAUCAAAACAAAGUUUACAAGAAAUGGUUUUUAUUGUAGUGGACAUCAAAUAGGUGUUGAUAUUUAUGUUAUUGGUGUAUUAUGGUUUGUAAAAAGGAAUUCAAGAGCACAAAGUUGUAAGUGACUAUUUGAAAUUGCUUUAUGAAGCUAUACUAUUAAUCAUUUGCUUUUACAUAUAAAAUACAAGUGUUAUAUUCUCAGUGUUUUAAUACGUACUCUGUCUAUUGAGUACUUUUAAAAAAACUUCAUUAGAAGUGGAGAAACCUGAAUUACUGGUACUUAGUAUUCUUAAGGAUAGUAUUAUUAAGUAUUAAAUCUUUCUUGUGAUUUAUGUGGUAUUAUGUACUUUAAUUCAUGUGCAACUUUGAAAGGGUUUUCUGUUGAAGUUAUUUGAAUAUUCUGUUAAUUGUAUUAAGUAAACUGUAAAAGUAAUAUUCUCAAAAAUUAUAUAAGUAUAAAAAUAUUUAAAAAUAAAAAAAAAAGAAAAGUGUAAGAUAAAAAAUACAAUAAAAUUACAUUUUGCCACCAUUAACGUGGCAUCAUCAAGUUCUUUACACAAUGGAACACAUCAUAUUAAAAUACAUCUAAUAGCGACAUCACGAACACAAACUUUAUCUUAACAUAGAUAUAAACCUAUUCCUUGCAUUUUAUUUAUUAGAGGUCUAUUUUGUUUUAUUGAAAUAGCUUCUUUUAUGAUUGUUAAUAUUAAGUUCACAACAAAUAAUGUGGUGAAACAUGGUUUUAUUGUAUUUUUUCUAUCCCAUUUUAGUUGUUUAAUUGAUACAUCAUGCUUUAAAUUUAUAUGUAGCUCAUUGAACUAUUUGAGCAGUAUUGGUCAAGAAGAAUUUCAGUAUUGAUAAGCUAAAUAAAAAGUGAAGUAAUUAAGUUUUGUUGCCUUCAUUUUUAAAGGGCGUAUUAACAGAGUUGAUGUAAGACAGAUUAUUGAAACAUUUCCAUAGAUUAUUUAUACAAUGUAACAGAACAUUAUGUGGUGACAUUAAAACCAGUGUUGAAUAUACUAAUAAUUUGUGAAUGUUACCAAAAUGACAGAUGGAGAGGUAAUACUCUCAUCAUUUCAUUGGAAAACUUGCAUUGUUUCAAGACUAGUUUUGUUGACGUGGGAUAGAAAUAACUUACCUUUCUUGGUCUUCAUUUACUGGUGGCAAAUUCAGAUUGUUAUUUUUCAUUUACAAGUUUUUACAAUCUCUUGUUUUAUGAAACAUUAAAACAUUCAUUUCUUCAGAACAAUUAUGCAUUCCAUUUUCAACCUCGAUUGUUUUAUGUAUCUAUACAGAAAAAAAAGAGUAAAAUGUUGUUUCUAAAAUAUUUUAGGCAGUAUAGACAUAGUUGAGUUUUGGCUUUAAUGGACUGCUCCUGAUUUGUUUCUGUAUUGGGACUAUUGUUUCAGCUUUUGUACUGAGGCCUUUUCUUUCAGGACUUUGACUUUAUAAAGGCCUCCAUAUAUAGAAGCCAAAAUGUUGUCCUACUCUAGAAAUUGGCAGGAAUAAUACAUUUUAAUAUAAACCCAGUUGAGUAAAACGUUUUUAAAUUUAUGCAAUUUUUUUAAACUCUUAGUUAUAACUAUUACAUUCUAGUUUCCACUAGAACAGGUUUUAAGUUUAUGGAAGUUUAAUGAUGAGGUACUUUUUAAUAAAUUUAGUACUUGUGAAGAGAGAGAGAGGUUUCUAUUUGUUCAAAAAAUCCUAGUGGAACAUUGUUUAGCAUUGAAAACAUUUUACUUUAAUUUUACAUGUAAAUUACAGUGAAUUUCUUGAUUUUAUUUUGUAAAAUUCUUCCUUAAAUUAAUAUUUUGUUAUACCAUUUUAAGUUUUAUAUAAUAAAUAUAUAUAUAUAUUUGUUUUAAAAAUGAAAGUAACAACAAAUGUAACUUGCAUAAGCCAUACUAAGUAAGAACAUUAGUAAUAUUGAUUGUAUUAAGCAGUGCCCUUUGGUUUAAAUUCUUUAAUUAACAAGUUAAUAAAAAACGUAUUUAAUGCAGUUCAAAAUGUAUGCCUUUAGUGGUUUUCGUGAAUUAUUGUAAAACAAUAAAAAAAAUUGCCUACCAUUUUAAUGUUAACAUUUUAUAAUUUAUUGAAACAGGAAGAUGUAACCAGCUUAUUUGUAUAUGUAGUAUAUUAAUAAACAAAUUAUUGAUGUUUUUA